Fomitiporia mediterranea MF3/22 is the source of this 507-nucleotide messenger RNA. RefSeq lists its product as uncharacterized. Bases 1 to 507 code for a protein of 168 amino acids. The record is from RefSeq and is a predicted model, not a curated record. Gene Ontology annotation, biological process: iron-sulfur cluster assembly. Lineage: Eukaryota; Fungi; Basidiomycota; Agaricomycetes; Hymenochaetales; Hymenochaetaceae. The transcript has 4 exons.
AUGCCCGCAGAAAUAUACAAUGCAAACCCAACAGUCUUCACAACUUCAAAGCCCUCAAAAUCUUCGCUCUCAUCGCAUUCAUUAUGGAUCGAUGACGUAGAUGCAUCAGAUAAUAGUGAUGACGACGAAGUAGAGCCAAUCGACUCCGAUGAGAUAUUCGAACAUAUCCGGGGAAUUUUGGACCCAGAACAUCCCUUGACUCUAGAACAACUCGCAGUUGUUUCCGCAGGCCAAGUAGAUAUCAAAGGGAAUAACGUCUUUGUCGAAUUCACACCGACCGUACCGCAUUGCGGCGCUUCGACGCUCAUUGGCCUGUCAAUACGAGUCCGACUGAUGCGAACCCUUCCACAUCGUUUCAAGGUGGACAUUCGCGUCAAGCCUGGGUCUCAUCAAAGCGAGAGUGCAUUAAACAAGCAACUGAACGAUAAGGAACGGGUUGCAGCUGCGUUGGAGAAUAAUGCGCUCCUGAACGUUGUGGAGCAAUGCUUGAAGUCUCCUACUCAAUAA